Messenger RNA from Chilo suppressalis (striped riceborer), 1814 nucleotides. NCBI's taxonomy places the organism in Eukaryota, Metazoa, Arthropoda, Insecta, Lepidoptera, Crambidae. The record is from the annotation of a GenBank genome assembly.
AAAAUCAUGGUGUAAUUAAUUUUGUAAUAAAAUUAGAAUAGAAAUUUCCGCUGCAUUUUAAUAUACUUAAAAUGGUUAUAUAAACAAAUCCAAAUCUAUGCGAAUAUUAGAAAGCAAAAAACGGAUACUUACAUAGCUUAAAAGAAAACAUUAUAUACGAGUUCAGCAUGGCUCCAAAGAAAGGGAAAAAAGGUAAAGAGCCCCCUCCACCACCUUCCAAAGCCAUGGGUCCUCCCCCUAAACCAAAAAAGAUCCCUCCUCCACCAUCCUGUUUCACCAACGAAGACCUACUCAAGUUCAAAGAUAUGUUCAAAGCUCAUGAUGAAGAAAAUAUAGAUAAGGUACCGAUACAAUUGAUACCUUUGAUGUUGAGGAAGUUAGGAUUCAAUCCUAAAACGGCAGAGAUAGAACAACUGUUUAAAAUGUUCCUCGAAGAUGAUUUGGUAGACACCGUAGAAUUGCAUGAAUGGUAUUUUAUGAUAGAGGCUAAGAUGAACUGGGGUGAUGACUUUGAGUUAGCUGUAACCAAAGCGUUUGCAGCUCUGGCCCACGAUGACGACGAGACAGGCAUAGCGCAAUUAGAAGUACUAAAAGAGGAACUAAUGAACUGGGGUGAACCCUUGUCUGAAAUAGAGUUUGUAGAUUGGGUACGCUUAGCAAUCAAAGAUAAGACAUAUAACAUUGAAGACGGAACGUUCUUAUACCCUAAGUUCAUUGAGAAUAUGAACAAUAAAGAUGAAAAAUACAUUAAGGAGCCUAUCAACUUCUUUAAAUUGGACCAGAAGACUUUAGCAGAGAUGGCGAUUAAGAAAGCACAAGAAGAAAAAGAGGAACAGGAGAGAAAAGAAUUAGAGCGUCGUGCUAAAGAGGAGGCUAAAAGACAGAAAAUGAUAGCUGAUGGUUUAAUACCUCCCGAUUAAAUAUAAUGAAUUACAUGUUUUUCAGGAAAAUAAAAGGUACAAGAAUCAAGGAAAACUUCAUUUUGUUUGGUAGGUAAUAUGGCACGGUUUUAAAUAUUAGAUAUUGAUAACUGUCGUUAUAAUGGGUGCGAUUUUCGUAGAGUAUAACGGUUAAGAUCUAGACUAUUCAAAUCACAAGUAAAAGAUUUAUUAUUAUAAGUAAAGUACAUGAUAUUGGGAUUAAAAGGACCAAGUAUAUAAGAAACAGGAAAAUACAGCUUAAAGAGAGAUUAAUGCUUAAUAAAUUGUUGGAAUGCAUGUUAAUUUCUAAGUAAGUACAAGCACUGAAUAUGCGACAGAUAAGAGUAGCGUUUGCAUAAUUUACGCCAUAAUCUCUCAUGCGUCUAAAAGGAAUGGCACAGACUUGAUGGCAUCAGUGUUUUGCAUGAAAUUUUAAUGAUAAUGAUCAAAUUAUGUCAAAUGUAUGCAAUUAGGUGAGACUUGUCUGUAGGUAGAUACAUCUGAGCGCGUACUGUACCUACAAGCAAAUAACUCUCUGUAAAUCAAACAAAAUUCAAAUAUCUUGCCAUUAUGUCAUCAACAAUUUUAUUAAACUAUGGGGAUAGUCCCUCUAUAGUUAUUGACAGGCGUAAUACUACUUACAUAUUGUAUGGCACAUUUUUAGAAAACACUAAGAUGUAGAAGACUCAUUAAUGCACCUGUAAUGCAGGCUGUAAGUUGAGUUCUACACUUGUACUAAUAUGUAAUUCUGUGGUUUUACUUUGGUCUGCACCUAUUUUUUUAUUGACUUCAAUAACCUGCUUCUCACUUAAACGGUAACGAUUAAUUUUAUGUAACGUUUAUUUUUUAUUUUCUAAUUUAGUACACACGCAAUAAAAUAAAUAAGAAGAACAA